AUGCCGUCGCCGCUACACCUCACCUUCCAAGCGCUCUUCAGCACGAUCGGCGCCUACCUCGCACUGCUCUUUCGCGCGACGGCGAGGGUCCUCUUCGAGCGCGAGCCGGUCGAGUCCGAGGGCGAACCGGAGGCGCUCGACCUGGGCAUCCUGCGAUUGGACCAGGCCAUCCACCAGGCCGACUUUGAACUGGCGCGCGCGAGGGCCGAGGCCGAGAAUCGAUGA
Pelagomonas calceolata is the source of this 225-nucleotide messenger RNA. The record is from the annotation of a GenBank genome assembly. Lineage: Eukaryota; Pelagophyceae; Pelagomonadales; Pelagomonadaceae.